CACUACUAUCGAUUCUAUCGUUUGUUGUUGAAGAAAAAUGGCAGAUAUCUCGUUCUCUAGUCGUGCAUAUUGUAAGAUCAUCUUACACGCUGCUAAAUAUCCACAUUGCGCAAUAAAUGGAUUAUUAUUAGGCAAACAAAAUAGUAAAAGUGACAGUAAAUCUGUCGAAUUACAUAUUGAGGAUGUAAUUCCACUGUUCCACAUUUGUCUUCAUGUCUCACCUAUGGCGGAAAUUGCUUUGACCAUGGUUGAUCAAUAUGCUAUUGGUAAAGGUUUAGUAUUAGCAGGUUACUACUUAGCAAAUGAAAACAUAAAUGAUUUGAGUACAGAUAAACCUGCUCAUAAAAUAGCGGAUAAAAUAGCAGAAAAUUGCGGCAAUACUUUACUUGUAGUGGUGGACAAUAAAGAAAUUACACUUGCUAUGAGCUCAAAUCCCUUGAGAGUUUCACAAUUUGUAGAUGGCAAAUGGAAGCUUAAAGAUGUAACAGAUAUAUUAUAUGAUAAAGGAGUAACUCAUACAGAUGUAUUAUACUCCCUACUAAAAGCAGAAGAAUAUAGAAAUCUUGUUGAUUUUGAUAAUCAUCUUGAUGAUAUUUCUCUUGAUUGGCAAAAUUGUAAGCUUAAUAAAACUAUAGAAGAAUUUAUGGAGAAAUACAAAUAAACACAUUUAAUUAAAAUGCAAUUUUGUGAGAAUAUAAUUUGUAAAUAUUCUCAAAUACACUUAGGAACAUUUAAUGUAAAUAAAUUAAUAAAUAAGAAUGUAUUUUAAUA
Messenger RNA from Bombus terrestris (buff-tailed bumblebee), 771 nucleotides. RefSeq names its product ER membrane protein complex subunit 8/9 homolog (gene EMC8-9). The record is from RefSeq and is a predicted model, not a curated record. NCBI's taxonomy places the organism in Eukaryota, Metazoa, Arthropoda, Insecta, Hymenoptera, Apidae. Gene Ontology annotation, cellular component: EMC complex. Bases 38 to 661 code for a protein of 207 amino acids. The transcript has 5 exons.